AUGUCAAAGAGAAACUCCACCAGACUGGCAAGCGCCCCUGCUGAGGCCACUCCCAGCUAUCUCCUCACUGGCAAGGUCGCCAUCGUGACUGGUUCAGGACGAGGAAUGGGUCGUGAGACCGCCCUCGAACUUGCUCGUCGUGGUGCCGAUGUCGUUGUCAACUAUGCCAACUCCUCAAAAGCCGCCGACGAGCUCGUUGCUGAGAUCAAGGCCCUCGGACGUGACUCCAUUGCUGUCCAGGGCAACGUUAGCGAUGUUGACCAGAUCAUCAACCUCUUCGCCCAGGCCAAGAAGCACUUUGGAAAGAUCGAUAUUGUCGUCUCAAACUCCGGUGUCGUCUCCUUCGGUCACUUGAAGGAUGUCGAACCAGAGGAGUUCGACCGUGUCUUCAACAUCAAUACCCGAGGACAAUUCUUUGUCGCAAGAGAAGCAUACAAGAACCUCGAAGUGGGUGGCCGUAUCAUCCUGAUGGGCUCCAUCACCGGUCAAGCCAAGGGUGUUCCAAAACACACGGUUUACUCCGGCAGCAAGGGUGCCAUCGAGACCUUUGUCCGCUGCAUGGCUAUCGACUGCGGAGACAAGAAGAUCACCGUCAACGCUGUUGCCCCCGGUGGUAUCAAGACCGACAUGUACCACGCUGUCUGCAAAGAGUACAUUCCCAAUGGUGCCAACUUGAACGACGAGCAGGUCGAUGAAUAUGCCGCCACCUGGUCUCCCAUGAACCGUGUUGGCAUGCCAAUUGAUGUUGCCCGUGUCACUGCCUUCUUGGCCUCUCAAGAUGGCGAGUGGGUCAAUGGCAAGGUCAUCGGCAUCGAUGGCGCUGCUUGCAUGUAA
Molecule: messenger RNA, 834 nt
Organism: Exophiala bonariae
Lineage: Eukaryota; Fungi; Ascomycota; Eurotiomycetes; Chaetothyriales; Herpotrichiellaceae
Gene: RDT1
Product: Elsinochrome reductase 1
Exons: 2
Coding region: 1-834 (277 amino acids)
Molecular function (GO): oxidoreductase activity
Source: RefSeq, a predicted model, not a curated record